Xenopus laevis (African clawed frog) is the source of this 7745-nucleotide messenger RNA. It is a transcript of the gene wnk1.S, whose product is annotated as WNK lysine deficient protein kinase 1 S homeolog. The transcript has 30 exons. Lineage: Eukaryota; Metazoa; Chordata; Amphibia; Anura; Pipidae. The record is from RefSeq and is a predicted model, not a curated record. Bases 405 to 7379 code for a protein of 2324 amino acids.
ACCGCCCGGCCAUGAUCACAUGUGCGUGACGUCACGGGGGGAACUAAUCGGCACUAGGAACUAGCCGCAACCUGAGCUUUCAGGCAUUUGACGGAGAGUUUUGAAGGGGGGAAGAGGAGCCUGAAGUAUCCGGUUUGUGUCGCAGCCGCCGGUGAGGGGGGAAGGAUUUGUGUCAGAGCCGGCGGCGGGUGUUUGAUUGACGCUUUUGUUUCCCCCGAGGCCUGUCAGACGUUCCCUCAUUCUUGGCCUGUAGUUUUCCCUCUUCCCAUGUCCCCUCCGCAGCAUGGCCGGUGAGCUCCGCCCGUGGGAGCCAGAACAUUCCCCUCCGCUGCCCGUGCAGGGCCCAGACCCCGGCUCUGUGUAAAGCUCAGUCCCACGAGCAGUUUCCGCUCUCGGCUCAGACGAUGUCUUCCGUGGCCGGCAGCCUGGCCCCCCCUCGCCCCACUAAUGGCUCCAGCUCUGACACUUCAGUCGGGGGUCGCCUGGUGCCCGGGGAGGAAAGCGAAGAGCGACCCGAGGAAUUCCGGCGCCGGCGUCACACUAUGGACAAGGACAAGGCUGAACAUCGCUUUUUCCGCCGCAGCGUCAUCUGCGAUUCCAACGCUACAGCCCUGGAGCUUCCCUCCAACCAGAGCAUCCUGGGCUCCCCUCCCGAGUCCCAGACCGGCCUGCAAGUGCUUGUAGCCUGGGACAGCUCUGUGGGGGCCCCUGUAGCCCAGCCAGUGAUAGAGCCCGCCAGGGAAGUCUUUCCUGACUCCGCCGAGCAGCCUCCGCGGAUCCCAGAGGCACAGCAACAGCACAGAGGAUCCGCGGAGGCGGAGAAAGCCCCUAAGCCAAUGAGCGAGCAGCCCGAGGAGGAGAGCGCCAGGACACUGCAGGAAAAACUCGCUGAUGAGAACGAGGAGCUGGAGACCAAGGCGGUGGGAUUCUCCCCGGAUGGCAGGUUUCUAAAGUUCGAUAUCGAGAUCGGAAGAGGAUCUUUCAAAACGGUUUAUAAAGGGCUCGAUACGGAGACGACUGUGGAGGUGGCCUGGUGUGAACUGCAGGACCGCAAGCUUUCCAAGUCAGAACGGCAGAGAUUUAAAGAAGAAGCAGGAAUGCUGAAAGGGUUGCAGCACCCCAACAUCGUCCGCUUCUAUGAUUCUUGGGAGUCAACAUUAAAGGGAAAGAAGUGCAUAGUCCUGGUGACGGAGCUAAUGACCUCUGGGACCCUGAAAACGUAUCUAAAGAGGUUCAAAGUCAUGAAGCUCAAGGUUCUGAGAAGCUGGUGCCGGCAGAUCUUGAAAGGACUACAAUUCCUGCACACUCGCACCCCUCCCAUCAUCCACCGGGAUCUCAAAUGUGACAACAUCUUCAUCACUGGCCCAACUGGCUCAGUGAAAAUCGGAGACCUGGGCCUGGCCACUCUGAAGAGAGCAUCCUUUGCCAAAAGUGUCAUAGGUACCCCUGAGUUCAUGGCCCCAGAGAUGUAUGAGGAGAAAUACGAUGAGUCCGUUGACGUGUAUGCUUUUGGGAUGUGCAUGCUUGAGAUGGCCACUUCUGAAUACCCUUACUCCGAAUGCCAAAAUGCUGCGCAGAUCUACCGACGAGUCACCAGUGGUGUGAAGCCCGCCAGCUUCGAUAAAGUUGCAAUUCCGGAAGUGAAAGAAAUCAUCGAAGGAUGCAUUCAACAAAACAAGGACGAAAGAUAUACCAUUAAGGACCUUCUGAACCAUGCCUUUUUCCAAGAAGAAACUGGGGUUCGGGUGGAACUGGCAGAGGAAGACAAUGGGGAAAAGAUUGCUAUCAAGCUUUGGCUGCGUAUUGAGGAUAUCAAGAAGCUCAAGGGCAAAUACAAGGACAAUGAAGCCAUUGAGUUCUCUUUUGACCUGGAGAAAGAUGUUCCGGAGGACGUGGCACUGGAAAUGGUGGAUUCGGGUUAUGUCUGUGACGGAGACCACAAGACAAUGGCAAAGGCAAUCAAAGACAGGGUGUCCCUGAUCAAACGCAAGCGGGAACAGAGGCAGCAAGUGCGGGAAAGGCAGGAAAAGAGAAAACAGGAGGAGAUUAGUCAACAGCAGCAACAACAAGCUGAUCUUCAGCCUCAGAGUCCUCCUCAAGGCUCAGUCAAACCAUCAGCUGGCACAGUUACCUCUGGCACACAAGUGGAACCCGAGGAGCCGGAAGCUGAUCAGCAUCUCCAGUACCAGCAGCCAAACGUAUCCGUCACAUCUGAUGGAACGCUUGACAGUGGUCAGGGAUCAUCGAUGUAUUCUGAAUCUCAUGCUGGAAGCCAGCAGCCAAUCGCCUUUGCUUCUCAGCCAGAUCCAAGCUUGGUGCCUGGGUACAGCACUCCAACUAUCCAACCCCCUGCCCAGUAUGGUGGCUACACGGCUCCCGUGGUGCCACUAAUAUCAUCUGGACAACCACCCACCACAUCCAUGGGGAUCAGCACUCAGCCUGUUCCACACACUCAGAAUGCGGUGCAUCAUCAGCCGUCUCUGCAUCCAGCUCCGCAGUACCAAGUGCAGCAGCCACUGCCUUCUGUGGUAUCGAGUAUAGUGGCCCCGGCACAACCGGUGAUUAACCAAACGCACGCUGCUCAGCCAGGCACCCAGCUCCCGGUCUCCCAGCCUUUGCCCGCUGCUCAAGGAGAACCUCAGAUUCCUGUUCCAUCAGUUCUUGCUCCCCUGCCUGUUCCAACAGUGCCAGCCUCUCUCCCACCUCAUUUGCUCUCCUUGGCACAACCUUUGCUUGUCAUUCCUCAGUAUGCUGCCCCACAGUUGCCGUUAACAGUGCCACCCCCGGUGGUGCCAACAGGAUUCCCUUCCCUCCCCAUCACCAUAACCCCAAGUAUUGGACAGACUGUACCAGGAAUACUCCCACCCUUAGUAUCUCCAGUCCUGCCACCUGAGCAGGCAGUGUUAUUUCCCACUCACACCCCUACUGUUACUCUCCAGCCUUUGGCUCCAAUCCCCACACCAACUCUGUGCCCUGCGACUCAGCCUGUUGGAUUACCUGCCACUCUGGGGAAAGCAUCUGAGCUCUUGGUUCCUCCAGGAGAUACUUCUUACCAGAUUUUUCAGCUGACUCACCCUUUGAUCCCUGGUGAUGUAAGCCUGGCUCCUUCUGUUACCGUCCCCUCAGCGAUUGUAUCUCCCCCCAUUCGUGCUGAAAAUUUGUCCCAACCUGGCAUCCAUACCGGUGUAGCUCAUCCUUAUCCUGAGAGCAGCAAUUUGUUUCCCCAUGGAGUGGCCACUCCUCAGCCCACCGUUCCCAUUACCCAGCCAGUGCCAUCAGGAACCCAGCCGCAACCUGUCAUAGAGGGUUCACAGAGUAGCUCUCUGGCAAUUUCCCAGGACACCCAGUCGUCUCCUCAAGCAACACAAGUCUCUUCUAUGGACAGUGCUCAUUCAGAUGUGGCCUCAGGGCUGAGUGAUGGAAACGAGGGCAGCGCUGCCUCUGGCGGGAGACACGAAGGCCGAACCACAAAACGGCAUUAUAGGAAAUCCGUGAGAAGUCGCUCCAGGAACGAGAAAACUGCGCGGCCUAAACUUCGAAUCCUUAAUGUUUCCAACAAAGGGGAUCGUGUUGUAGAGUGUCAGCUGGAGACUCAUAACCGCAAGAUGGUCACCUUCAAAUUCGACUUAGAUGGAGACAAUCCGGAAGAGAUUGCAACUAUAAUGGUGCAGAAUGUGUUUAUUUUGGCCACAGAGAGGGAAUCGUUUGUAGAGCAAGUGAAAGAUAUCAUAGAGAAGGCAGACGAGAUGUUGAGCGAAGACGUGAAUGUGGAGCCAGAAGGAGAACAGGGAGCAGAAAGUAUACAAAUCAAGGAUGAUGUAUAUUACACAGAAUCACAGAAGAUGAAUUAUGAAUUUAGAACUCCAGAUCCUGUAUAUUACUUACCCCAGACUUCAGCAGGUCUUGUUCCCAGCGCUGUCACGCAAGUUGUUCACUCCGCUGGUAGACGGUUUAUUGUCAGUCCGGUUCCUGAAAGUCGCCUGAAAGAGCAGUCGUUCUUCGGUGCUUUGUCACAGGACCCUCCGCUACCAGUCUCUGUUGCACAUGGUCCAGGGAUGAAUCUGUCUCAUUCUGCCUCCUCCGUGAGCCUCCAACAAGCCUUUGCAGAGAUGCGUCAAUCACAGAUGACCGAGGGUCCUAGCACAGCUCCUCCCAUUUUUAACCAAACGGGACCCCCAUUUCCACUAUCCAUGACUAGUCUGGUGGCAACUCUGCCUACUAAUGCAAUGCCUAUCCUCCAGGCAGCCCCUGUGAUCCCCAGUAACUUACCUUCUGCUGUGCCUCAACCACUGGUGGAGGUGAAUGUCCCCCAAGCUCCUGAGAGGAUAAUUGCUGGAGUGGGACCAACUAGCAGUGCCCCAAGCACCUUGUCCCCUCCACUAAUUGCAGUAUCCAACCAGCCCCCAGAGGUGAUACCAGGUGUGUCUGUAGCUGCUGUUGCAUCACUUCCUGUGACAUCACUUCCCGUGACACCACUUCCCGUGACACCACUUCCUUCUUUGCCCAUCGUGAGUGGUGUUCCUGUGGGAACUGCAGUCCUGACCUCACCCCCAACACUCAGCUCAGUCAGUACAAUGGGCACUAUCCCACCAACUGUCACAUCUCCUCCAGUGCCGCAGGUAGUGGCUAGUGUUGCCGGGAGCCUGCCUCACUCCUCAGUCUCUGCUCCUCUUACACUUAGCAGUGUUGCUCCACCUCAGGUCCCGCUUUGCAGCAGUAGCUCUGUUCCAAGCUUUGUAGAAAGUGUCAGCGCCCCGCUAGAUACGAGCAGAAAGGCGGCAGAAGUCACCACGGUAAUGAGCACAACUGGCUUAUCUCUGCCCAUCUCUGCUCCUCUGACCUAUGCUGGGGUUGCAGCAUCAGGCAUUACAGGAGCUGGAGGGCAACCUGGGGUGCCCGCUUCUCAUCUCCCACAGGGUGUGGCUUCAACACCCGUUGUAUCCCAGACUGUGGGUGUUGUGGCCACGCCCCUCUCAUCCCUUCCUCCCAUUCCUGGAGGCAGCCAAUCAGGAUCCAGUAUACCCACAAUGCAACACACGUUAGCCCAUGGCCAACCCCAGCCCACCCCUCUUCCCAACCAGCCCCAUACACACCUUGUAGAGGGUGACGCAGAUACCCUGCCUAAACCUGGCAUAGACGAUAUCAAAACCCUCGAGGAGAAGCUGAGGUCACUGUUCAGUGAACAUGGAAGUGCAGGGGCCCCCCAUGGACUCACCCCGUCAGAAACUCAAAUGGGCUUAGAUGGGGCCCCCCUGCCAGGCCCUUCUACAGGUAACACAACUCAGACCAAGCCUGCAGCCUCCACUUCACCACCAACCAGCUUGCCUUUAGGGCCACCUGGGCUACCGGUCAUGAGUCAGACACCCGGACAAACCGCUACACCCGUCACCUACGUGUCUGCGGCAGGAGGAUCUGUAGCCACCGCUAAAGCUGCCUCCCCACCCUCCAAACCACCUCUCAGUAGGGUGCCGGUGACCACGGCAGGGGCCGAAACCCUAUCAGGCAGUCUUUCUGGUGAACAACUGCCUCCUCCUCUUCCAGGACCUUCACUAACUCAGUCCCAGCAGCCUCUAGAAGACCUGGAUUUCCAGCUGAGAAGAACGUUGAGCCCUGACACUGUCCCUAUUCCCUCUGCACCAGUAUUUCCUGUGCAAAGUGUAGCAGCAAAUGUCAGCUCAGCCUCGCAGCCCUCUGUCUCAGAAUUGCCAAAACCGAUUGUUGGAGAGGCAGAGACCGGCUUGAAUAUCCAAAAAAUGGGCCGGUUUCAGGUCUCAUUGGCCACAGAGGAUGUGCUGAAGCAGAGCGAGGAGACCAAACCAUCCAUCUCAGACUCUUCAUCCACCACUUCUACAUCCUCCUCUUCCUCAUGCAGCAGUCCAGAGAGCACCCUGACUAAGCAACAGGCAAAACCCAGCGGCCCCUUAGACGUAGUGGAUGGGGUUUGUAUCCCCUUUGCACCUCCAAGGAGCGCGUCUCCCAAGCAGGUGGUGAAAGUGGGGAGAUUCCAGGUGAGCACUGCAACCACCACAGACAAAGUCGGUCGCUUUUCUGUGUCCCGGACAAAAGAUGACGCGUCUGCUGGGGUGUUGGAGACGGACUCCUCCUCUCCGAAGACCGAGAAACAUCUAAAUGGACCUUCCUCACAGCAAGAAUCCUCGGCUGCUCUCAGCGAUCCAGCCAGAGAGGCGCAGGAGGACAGUCUGGGGAGCCCCGUUUUGCAGCACGUCCUGGGGUCCAAGCUCAGCCUGCAGAGCCUGAGCAAUUCAUUCAACUCCUCGUACAUGAGCAGCGACAACGAUUCUGAUAUUGAAGACGAAGAUCUGAAGAAGGAACUGCGACGGCUACGAGACAAGCAUCUCAAGGAGAUUCAGGAGCUGCAGAGUCGACAGAAGCAGGAGAUUGAGCUUCUCUACACGGUGUUAGGAAAAGUCCCGCCCGCUGUCAUUAUCCCUCCCGCAGCGCCGCUUUCUGGCCGGAGAAGGAGACACACCAAGGGGAAAGGCAGCAAGUCGAGCCGAGGGAGCUCCCACACCGGCCGCAGCCCUCAUUUGUCAGGCGACUUGUCAACACAGAGCGCUCCGUCUGCAUUGCCCCCACAGCCAGGCCUUCUGCUCCCGCCAAGCAGUGCCCCAGAACAUGCGCAUCUCCUCAAACCCUCCCCUUCCAGCGACAUCCUCUGCUCGGCCUUCACUAGCGACGCCGCCAUUUCUGUUCCCAGUCUGUCUGCCCAGGGCCAAGGCUGGGCCAAGUUUAACUGCGAAUCAGAGCGAGUAUCCUUCAAAAUGGCUGGCAGGAGGACGCGAUUUCUGAGUACGCCCUGCUUGGCUCUUUGGAAGAUGGUGAAAAAAGUCUGUCCUUGCAACCAGCUCUGUAGGACCAGCAGUACAAACACUGUGGCCCCAUCAGCUGCCCCGGCCCCCCAGCCCAACGCACCCCCCGUUUCAUCGAGUCGCACGGGAACCUUUACGGACGACCUACACAAACUGGUGGACAACUGGGCCCGAGACGCCAUGAACCUGACUGGGAAAAAGACCUGCAAGGCCCCUGGGCAACCCGGCUAUGAGGGACCUGGGAUGGCCCGAAAGUUCUCUGCUCCUGGACAGCUGGGCGUCUCCAUAACUCCGCCCCUUGGGGGAGCGGUCUCUCUCCCAGCAGCCUCUGCUUCCUCCCUUGCUCACUACCCCAAAGGAAUGUGCCCCCCGCAACAAUUUGGACUGUUCCAAGCUCCAAGCUGGAGCGGCACUGGCGUCCCCCCCUCCUCUCAGCCUUUGGGCCAAUUCCCCGCCCCCGCGGUGACUUCUUCAUUACAGAACUUUGGUAUGAGCAGUUUGCAGAAAUCCAUCAGCAACCCCCAAGGAUCCAAUCUACGGACUACCUAGUGCGGGGGUUGGGGAUCCCUGGCACCGAAUACAAGACUGGGGGAGCACACGAAGUGGUCACUUCACCCCCCGACUGUACAAUAACUCUGGAACCCCUAGAGGAACGUCCCCUCCCCCGCCUUAUAGAGGAGAUGAUGCCACGUCACGUGGAUGCCGUGACUGCCCCCCCAAAUCCCGGGAGCGAGGGGAGACGCGGGGAGUACGAUACAUGAGCAGCGGGUCCUUUGUGCUUCAUCCUAUAGCUCAUUAAUGCUUUAAUAUAAAGACAUAUUAACGGCUUGGACUGCAGCAUCACAAAUGUAUGAAUAAAAGUAAAUCUAUAAAUAUAUUAAAGAAUAAAAGUUCCGAGAGGACAUUACUGUGCCA